AUGACCUCGGCUGCGUCCCUCGACGGAGCACCAACAGGAGGAAGAGGAAGAGGAGGAGGAAGAGGAGGAGGAGGAACUGUUGUGUGUGGACGAAGCACCGGCGUGGUGUCUCUCCUCCUCUGUGCUUGUCUGAGCCUGGCGGGCUCGGUGGCGUCUUGCCCACCCAGCUGUCUCUGCGCCAGCGACAUUGUGUCCUGCAGCGGACGUGACUUGUCUGCCUUUCCCUCCGGCGUACCACGUCACGCCACGCUCCUGGACCUGAGCCACAACGCCCUCGGCGCCCUGCUGCGGCGCGGCCCGGGCGCGGAGACGUUCCACCGGCUCGCCACCCUGAUUCUGAGCCGGAACGUCGUCGAAGUCAUCGAGCGGGACGCCUUCGCCCUCACGCCGCACCUCCGCCACCUUGACCUCUCGUCCAACCGGCUGCAAAGCGUCAACGCGUCGGCCUUCGGCGGGCUGGAGAGGCUGGAGGUGCUGCUGCUCUUCAGCAACCAGAUCGUCCAGCUCAACGCGGGGGCCUUCGCCGGACUCCUCCGCCUGCAGAGGCUUUACCUUUCCGGGAACAAACUCACAGCCUUCCCGCUGGAGCCUUACCGAGGCGCCGGCGGGCCCGCUAACCUCACCUUCCUGGAUCUAUCGUCCAAUGGGAUUUCCCGCGUGCCCGUUGAAAGCCUGCUGUCUCUGACGUCAGCGCAGCAAAGCGGAGUUUAUUUGCAGGGAAACCCGCUGGUCUGUGACUGCGCUCUGCUGGCGCUGCUGGAGUUCUGGGCGUGGAAACAGUAUCGCCCCCUGGUGGAUUUCGGAGGCGAGUACCCAUGUGGACUGGGCGGAGAUGGCGGAGGGGAGGAGCCGAACUGCCCGGGCAGCUGGCAGGAAGCGUCGAACGAAUUCCUCGCGGGCGGGACUCACCAAAUAGAGCCAGGUGAUUGGCUGAACAUUCCGUGUCCAGGUUUAGUGGCUCCCCUACAGGGGGAGCCAGCAGUGUUCUGGGUGACCCCGCGGGGGGUGCUGCGGGCGUCAGCCAGCGACCCCAUGGACCGUCUCGCCGCCCUGCCCAAUGGUACUCUAGAGAUCCGAGGGGCACGCUUGGAAGACUUUGGAACGUAUGAGUGUGUGGUGGCCCGCGGGCACCGUUGGCGUCGCACCGGUGACUCGCCGGAGGUUCGAGUGCGGGUGGGGAACGCCAGUGUUGCCGGGAGCGAGAACUCAUCCCGCAGCGCCGAGCAUUUCAACACGGCCUUCACCACACUGGCCUCCUGCGUCGUCAGCAUCAUCUUGGUGCUGCUCUACCUCUACCUCACGCCCUGCCGCUGCUACAAAACCACGGGGGGUGGUGCAGCGGGGGGCUGCGGGGGGCGGGCGAUCCUCCUCUGCUCCGACCCGAGGGAGGUGGAUACCAAGGAGAGGCGUCCCAAUGGGAAGAGGGUGGCAUUUCUGGAGCCCGGGAUGGAAGACUCGGAGAAAUGUGGUCCAAAAGUGCCGCCGGUGAACUUGGCUCACACUGCCACAGAGGGAAUUCUGAAAAACGGGAGCCGGGCGGUGGUCCAGACCUCGACAGACCCCGCCCACAUGCUGUAG
Messenger RNA from Lampris incognitus (smalleye Pacific opah), 1578 nucleotides. Its product is annotated as amphoterin-induced protein 2-like. Gene Ontology annotation, cellular component: plasma membrane. The coding region runs from base 1 to 1578 and encodes 525 amino acids. Gene Ontology annotation, molecular function: protein binding. NCBI's taxonomy places the organism in Eukaryota, Metazoa, Chordata, Actinopteri, Lampriformes, Lampridae. The record is from RefSeq and is a predicted model, not a curated record. The transcript has a single exon.